AUGACAGGUGGAGACACAAAUGUCUUCUUCGUGCCAUACAGGCCUCAUUCCACGCCGGAUAAAUCUCACUCAGUUCAGGAACCGAAGAUAUCUCAGCAAAAGCAUGCUGCUCGAGAGUACCACCGAAAGGCCAAGCUUGAACGGCUCGCUAAGCUCAACGCCGUCCACGACCGCCAUGCACGAAGCACAAGCGUCCCAGCCACGCAGCCUCAGUCAGAGUCUUCUUCUCGACCGAUCCUGCCUCGAAACAGAUCUUUUCAGGGAGACCAAGUCUACGACAACUCUUUCGUCAUCUUCGACAUAGGCAUCGGACAGCUCGAUCCCUUUAAUGCCUGCGUUCCUGCCGGUGUGCCUACCUUUGCUCUUGACAUUCUAGACUAUGCGCCAUCUGCUCAGUGGAAGAUCUUCAACUUGGCAAAAGGUGUCGGUGGCGAGGGGACUAUUCAAAAUGCGCUCCUCGCAUGUGCCAUGCAGUCUCCCGCCGCAUUCUGGUCCAUUAUUUUUGCAGGUGCCACACACCACGCCUAUCUUCAGGGUGGAACAGACGCUGGCAGCCGUGACAGGACUUUACGCUUGUCCUACAAGACUAAUGCCAUCAAGGAGCUGAAUCGCGAAAUACAAGGACUGCAAGGAGUGGCUUCUGACGAAUUGCUGCUCGCUAUUAUCACAAUGGCCGCUCACGGUUCAUGCGAACAGUUGGAUCCACCUCCACAGGAGGAAAGUUUGAGCACGCUCGAAUCUGUGCAAAACUUCCAAUACUAUGGCCGCAUGCGCUGGGAGGAAGCACAUUUUAAAGCUGUCGCUCAUCUAGUCCGUCAGCGAGGAGGAUUGCAUACUGUAAAGAUGCCUGGAUUAGCUAAUGCUAUUGCACUGGCCGAUAUUUUCUUCGCUUUCCAGAAUCUACGCUCACCAGCCUUCCCCCUUCUCGCCCCUUCGACCUUGAUCAUGUCGAUAUGGGCCGAGGAUCCGGCUCCUCUAGCCUCGUCCUUCUCGUACCUGGCUAGUGGCUUUGACGAAUUCAGCGAUCAUCCAUGCUUCGCUCCCCUGGUGCAAGCAAUUACCCAUGCGCGUAUGAUCACGAUCGGACUCAACGCAUAUCAGUCCCAGCAACCUGGCGCUCCCACCAUCACACGUAUCGUAUGGGCGCGGAAUUUCAUGACCCAUGACUUACUCUCUCUGCCUGUGACAAUUGCUAGCACGCUCAUCGAGCAUACUCCUGGACAACAACCACAUGGCUCCUCAGCUUCGACCAUAGUGCACGUCUUCUCCCCACAGCAAGCAUUAUACAAUCUCAUACGCCUCUCAACGCUGACGUACACACUUCUGAUCCUCUUCCCCAUGCCUCGUGUCACGGGCUUGCACGCCAGGCUAUCCAUGCAGCUCAUGACGGCCAUCGAUAACUGUACAGCACUGGACCUUUGGGCUACACAUGCAAAGAUACUCUUGUGGGCCACUGUCCUCGGUGGAAUCGCCUCCGAGGAUGCCCUCCGCAAAUGGUAUGCCGAAAUGAUCCGACAGAACAGAGCGACCAUUGCAGAUAUAGCGUUGGGUGACUCGUCAGGCCGUAACAAGUGGAAGGACACAAGUCGCCAGCGUAGCCACAAUCGCAGUCGCUCAAAUUCAGGCGCAAGCAGUCGAAGGGAGCCAGACGUGACUUGGAAAGUAGUGAAGGACGUGCUUUUCCGGUUUCUUUGGUUCGAUGGACCCCGGUAUGAUGGCCUCGGCAGCGGGUUCUGGGACGGGUGUUAG
Cladophialophora yegresii CBS 114405 is the source of this 1749-nucleotide messenger RNA. RefSeq lists its product as uncharacterized. The transcript is spliced from 3 exons. NCBI's taxonomy places the organism in Eukaryota, Fungi, Ascomycota, Eurotiomycetes, Chaetothyriales, Herpotrichiellaceae. The coding region runs from base 1 to 1749 and encodes 582 amino acids. The record is from RefSeq and is a predicted model, not a curated record.